CAAUGAGAGCCCGGCUGCCGCUCAGUCCCAGUCCAAUGAGAGCAGCGGGGUCUGGGCUCGGAUCGAGAGUUGGGUUGUUCAAUCUGUGAGGAGGACAACAACCAGCUCUGAGUGUACCGGAUGGAUGGAUGUUGGCGAUGAAUGUUCCUGUUGGUGCUGCUGGUGACAGUGGACAUGGAUGAUCAAGCUGAACAGUGCGGUUGAGUUCUCUGCAGGUGUUCUGAUGUAUUGUUCGAAACUACUUUUACAAAUGAGUUGCAGCUUGGUUGCAGGACGUGUGUCCUAUCACUGAGGCCACAUGUUUAUCAGGAGAGAUGGAUCGUUGUAAGCACGUCGGACGCCUUCGCCUGGGCCACGACCAUUCCAUCCUCAAUCCUCAAAAAUGGCGCUGUGUCGACUGCAGCACCACCGAUUCAGUGUGGGCCUGCCUCAAGUGCUCCCAUGUUGCCUGUGGACGUUUCAUGGAGGAGCACUCACUCAAACACUUUCAGGAGUCAGCCCACCCACUGGCUAUGGAGGUGCGUGAGCUGGACGUCUUCUGUUUUGCCUGUGGAGACUAUGUACUCAAUGAUAACGCGGAGGGAGACCUCAAACUCCUCAGAGGGGCGCUCUCUACUGUGCGCAGCCCAGGCCGACGCUCGCUACGAUCCUCCACUGGGGGGGAAGGUGGACCACAGCCCGCCAUGCAGCUGGCCCUGCGUCACAGGAGGAAAGCACUCCUCGGGAAGAUGUUUCAGACGUGGAUCAGCAAACAUCAGGAUCUGCAGAAUCAGCGUAAAGAGAAACUUGAGGAAGCUAGAAGACAAAAAAAAGACAUGAAAAGGAGACUUAUGGAAGAGCUUGGCAAUGUCCCACCCAGAAAGAGUGCUAGGCUUCUUACUCAGGCGCCACGUUCAACCAUCACACUCAUUCCUCGCAAAUUUCGCGACCCUCCAGAACGCCUACCUCCUCCUCCCCCUCCCAAGAAGCCUUCCCUCCUAACCCUGUCCCGAAAGGCUCCUCAGAACGGCAGAACUGCUAAACUGAGGAGAUACUACUCCACGCACGCUGUAACCCGCCGGAGACUCGCUCCAGGUGUCACUGGUCUGCGCAACUUGGGGAACACAUGCUACAUGAACUCAAUAUUGCAAGUGCUAAGCCACUUGCAGAAAUUCAGGGAGUGUUUUCUCACUUUGGACCUGUGUGAGACUGAGGAGCUGCUGGCCAAGACCAAUCACUCCCAAGGGAUGAAGGGUGUGACAGGAGGCGUCGUCAGCAGUGGUAACACAGCACUGUCAGGAUGCCCUCUUGGACGCAUGGGGAAGGCAGGCAGUUGGAAUUUGCCCGUGGGCAAAAAGGAGAGCGCCCCAACUUCCCCGCAGGCUGCAGAGUUGGUCCAGCCCAAGGAGCCCAGGUGCUCAACCCGCCAGCAGAUGUCUCUGUGCCAUGAGUUACAUACACUUUUCAGGGUCAUGUGGUCAGGCCGGUGGUCUUUAGUGUCUCCCUUUGCCAUGCUGCACUCUGUGUGGAACCUCAUCCCAGCUUUCCGUGGAUACGACCAGCAGGACGCCCAGGAGUUCUUGUGUGAGCUGCUGGACAAGGUGCAGCAGGAGCUGGACACGGAGGGAUCCAAACGCAGGAUAGUUAUCCCCAUCACCAAGAGGAAGCUUUCCAAGCAAGUGCUAAAGGUUCUGAACACCAUCUUUCAUGGGCAGCUACUCAGCCAGGUGACGUGUCUGUCCUGUAAGCACAAGUCGAACACAGUAGAGCCAUUCUGGGAUUUGUCUCUGGAGUUUCCGGAGCGAUACCACAGCAUCGGCAAAGGCUCAGGCUCCCAGGCUUACCAGCGCAGCUGCACCCUUACUGAGAUGCUGUCCAAGUUUACGGAGAUGGAGGCCCUUGAGGGCAGCAUCUACGCCUGCAACCACUGCAACAAAAGAAGACGGAAAUCAUCCCACAAACCCUUAGUUCUGUCAGAGGCACGUAAGCAGCUUCUGAUCUACCGUUUACCUCAGGUUCUACGGCUGCACCUCAAACGCUUCAGAUGGUCGGGGCGGAACCAUAGGGAGAAAAUUGGCGUCCAUGUGGCCUUUGACCAAGUUCUGAACAUCAAACCAUACUGCUGCACAGGCUCAGGUCACUCUGUCCACAGAGGAGGCUACACCUACGAUCUGUCUGCUGUAGUUAUGCAUCAUGGUAAAGGCUUCGGCUCAGGGCACUACACCGCAUACUGCUACAAUACAGAAGGAGGUUUCUGGGUCCACUGUAAUGACUCUGAGAUGAAGGUUUGCAGUGUGGAGGAAGUGUGCAACACUCAGGCCUAUAUUCUCUUCUAUACCCAGAGGUCCGCCUAGGCACCUCUCGCUGUGAUGUCGACCUGUACGUGGCAACUCAAGGCUGCAUUUAUGAAAAUGUUCUCUGAUGUUUUCCCAGAUGUCAUUAAAACAAUCACUUUAAAAUUAUUCGCUAAAAAAAGAUGGCAAUGAGGGCAGUAGGACGGCCACAAUCAUGAGUUGAGGUGAAAAUUUUCAGCAGCAUAAUCCUGAUGAGAAAGAUGAUGAUGAUAAUAAUGAUAUAUAUACUGUCAUGUUGCCAAGGAAAAUAAUUGAUUGAUUUGAUUUUGAAAGUUCUGAUGGAAAUCUUUGAUUUGAUUUUAAUUUGUAAAAAAAUAAAUAACUCUAAAACCUUUUCAUAAAUGAGGCCACAGGUUUCUCUGCCUGUGGGACCAGCAUACUGGUUAAUGGCCUGAAGACUGUGGGAGCAGGUCUGACUCUGUCCUGCUGAACACCAAGUUGUGUGUCUAUGUUUUAAAAAAAAAAAAAAAAACUAACAAAACCACCAUCAGGCUCAUGUCUGUUGAGUCUGAAACCAACCAGGUGCUCUCCUGAGACAGCAUUUUUACAUUCAGACAACACAGAUUCUGGAUGUUGGAGCAUUUCCUUUAUCACAGUGAUGUUGAUGUACCUUUUAUUUGUAUAACUACAUUUGAUGCCAAUGCACUAAAUAUUAUAAGAGGUACCUCUGUCAGCAUCAUUGUGCAGAACAGUCCACACUCCAGACUCUGUGUUGCCUCCUGUUCAGCUUUUUUAAUUAUUGUGAAAUGUCACUUCUGGAAACUUUGAAUACUCAUCCCUGUGUCAUUUGUACUUCAUCAUGUCCUCUCCUCAAGUGUACUGCGAUGACUGAAUACUGUGUCCUGCGCUCUCAGUGAACAGGAAUAGUUUUUGAUUUAGUUAAUUUUGUAGUCACUCUGUGUUUCACUACCACGAAAAGAAGCAAAAUGUAUGAGUUUCAGACACUUUGAUGAGUGAUGGAAAGCUGCACUUUUGAGGAGGGGCUAAUAUUGUUGGUCCUAUCUUUGUGAUUGUUCAUCUUUUAGCUCCUGUAUGUUCUUUAAAUGGCAGCUCCCCCUGUGGUGUAACGGUUAGACUAGUCUGAGCCCGGGCCGGAGACCCCGAGCCUCUGUUAGAACUGCAGGAGACAGUCAAGUGAGUGAACAGGGCAGACUGCGAUACUGAAGAAUGUGUUUUUGGGAGACUUGGGGUACCCAUUUUGAGUUGAGCACCUGAAAGCAAUAUAUUGUACGUCUUGCAUCUUGACAGGAAAUUGAGAUAAAAUCAGGAAUUCUUCUGCUUGUUAUACAAUGUUUUUUUCUACUCUGCUGUUUCUAUCAAGGUCUUUAGAAUUUCCUAGGUAAUCAAGAAGAACUGUUGUGUUUGAUACGAGUCAAAUGCAAAAUACAUUUGUGAACUCUAUGUAAAAGUUUGAACAAUCUAAUGACGAUGAAUGUCUUACUUUUUAGUGGUCAGUUGUGGCCAUGCCACUGGCUCUGAUCCCCCUGAGUUCUGUCUUGUACUGUAAGAAUACCUGUCAUAAAUGUAAUGGUCAUAUGGGUUUUGCCUGACAGUAAUUAUUAAAAAGACAAAGCAAAUUUGAAA
Messenger RNA from Acanthopagrus latus (yellowfin seabream), 3917 nucleotides. It is a transcript of the gene usp49, whose product is annotated as ubiquitin specific peptidase 49. Gene Ontology annotation, cellular component: cytoplasm. Gene Ontology annotation, biological process: protein deubiquitination. The transcript is spliced from 7 exons. Gene Ontology annotation, molecular function: zinc ion binding; cysteine-type deubiquitinase activity. Lineage: Eukaryota; Metazoa; Chordata; Actinopteri; Spariformes; Sparidae. The record is from RefSeq and is a predicted model, not a curated record. The coding region runs from base 315 to 2333 and encodes 672 amino acids.